AUGGGCUCUCUCCCAUUGGCUGGCCGCAAAUUUGCGCGCUCGAUGGGCGAGCAUCUAGCUCACCGUGGUGGAGGCACGAAUCAGUCCAUCAUGUUUUCAAGCAGCCCACUUGAAGCCUCCUCCUCCGAACGGCAGACUCCCUCCUUCACCAUUGACUCCAUCCUAGGACGACCUUGCAGCAGCUCCACUGAGUUGCAUGAGGGUGUUGGGAGCCAGUGUGUCCCCUGCACCGCUUUCUCCAGACCUCCACUCUUGUUCAAAGCCAGCCAAACAAUCACAAGUGACUACAUGCACUUAAGCCGUCCUGACGCAGCAACCAGUUUUCAAGUUGGUAGCAGUUUAGACUCCGCUACCAACUUCCAAUGGGAUGGUCAGAAGGUAAAACCGCAGUCACCAUUCAGCCAAUCAUCUUCCGGAAAAAAGUGUUCCUUGAUUGGUCGAAGUCCUAGAGUACCCUUUACACGCAGCCAGGUGGAGGGCUUAGAAGCAAAAUUUCGCAUGACCAACUACCUCUCUAGUCGGGAAGUCACUGUUUUGGCCAAUCAACUCCAAGUCACCGAGGCUCGAGUGAAGAUAUGGUUCCAAAAUCGGAGAGCAAGGCAGCGGCGGGAGGCUUUCGUGCGCGAGGUGGAGCAGACAACGCAACAGCAGUUGCAAUGCGACAAAUUAAGCGCCGUAGCACCACAGCCAGUCACAUUAGCGCCGGAUCAGAUACCACAACUUCCCCUUCCACCUAACAUACCUCCCCUUGAAAGCAACCUGCUCCAACUGGCCUCCGCCUCGCACAGCAUCAUCGAGGACGCCUUCACGCGGUCCUCAUACGCUAUGCAGGACCUAUCCCAUUUGUACCACCACAACUUCCAUGAAACGCGAUUCUAG
Molecule: messenger RNA, 879 nt
Organism: Hydatigera taeniaeformis
Lineage: Eukaryota; Metazoa; Platyhelminthes; Cestoda; Cyclophyllidea; Taeniidae
Source: the annotation of a GenBank genome assembly